Coniophora puteana RWD-64-598 SS2 is the source of this 1440-nucleotide messenger RNA. Its product is annotated as tricorn protease domain 2-containing protein. Gene Ontology annotation, molecular function: protein binding. Lineage: Eukaryota; Fungi; Basidiomycota; Agaricomycetes; Boletales; Coniophoraceae. The record is from RefSeq and is a predicted model, not a curated record. The coding region runs from base 1 to 1440 and encodes 479 amino acids. The transcript has 5 exons.
AUGACCUACUUUUACAGGCUGGGUCGCGCCAUCGCGAGGCCCUUAGCGUCUGUGAUGCUAUCGGAGAACAUACAGCAUGAGCUUGCCAACCUCUCCGCCUCAGCUUUGGAAGAACUAAUGGAGCGGAACAGGCUAGGCGGACGAAGCGCAGACGACCCGAUCUCCGGCCUUGUGCAGCGAUUCAAACUAUGCAAGCAACCAAACACGAAAUCGGACUCAGGCGACGAUGAUCUUGGCGAACCACCGGGGUUCGUCAAGACCUCUGACGGUCUUGCAUUCUCUCCUAGCGGACACCAUAUCUAUGCAGGAGGUCCUGGCAACGCUAUAUGCGUCUGGGACAUCGAAACAGAGCAGUUUGUCGGUGAUCCUUGGAAAUUUCUACCAACGCCUCCGCUGUCCUUCACCGUCGCCCCAGAUGGGACAAAGCUCGCGACUAGCAUGGACUCAAGAGAGAACUUCGGAAUCUGGAUAUGGACUGUUAACUCUCGAGAGGCGAUCCAGUGCCAAGGGCAUGAAGGUCGUAUCACUUUCCUUGAGAUCUCGCCUGAUGGUCAAUGGCUCUCUAGCACGUCAUACGAUGCGACGACCAGACUAUGGGAUGUUCACACAGGAGAGGCCGUGGGGGAAUCGUUGAAGGAGCACAGUUACGGCAUCGCAGCAAGUGCUCACUUCACCCCAGACGGGCAGAAACUGGUCGUCGCACUUGGUGAAGACAAGGUCGGGUCUUAUCAGAUAUGGGACGUCUCCUCCUCUCCGUUCACUCUGGCGGUCGGACCUGUGCAUUUGACUCACAGCGUCGAAACGACACGACUGUCGCCUGACGGACGGACGCUCGCGUUCGUGACUCUUCACGGACAGGUCAUCGUAUAUUUCCCGUUGGGGCCUAGUUCUCUCGAACGCGCCGUCCUGGACAACUCAAGCAUAGCAGUCGCAUUUCCCCCUGAUGGACGCAACCUAGCCAUCAGAGCCAUCUCGGAUGGCUCCCGAUACCUCCAAGCCUGUAAACGCAGCAGGCCGCCAGGUGACAGUUCAAACGAGUACUUCGAGGGAAUCAAGUUCAUCAAGUUGGUCUCUGGUCCGUUCAUGGGUCCUAAUCAAUUUCUAAGUCGCGGGCUGGCAUUCUCUCCUACUGAACAAUAUGUUUGCACUGUUUCGCAUGACACGGGCGAAUUCUUCGUCUGGGAUGCGAUGGCGGGGGAGACCGGGGUUGACAUGUCAGCCACGGCCCAUUGGCAGCGUCGUUUUGAGGAAGAGGAGAAAGAAGUGCUAGCUGCGAAUCGUCCGCCGGCCGACAACAUAUCGUUAGACGAAGAGCUUCGUAAUAUUUCUGCCAUCCCUACCUCUAGUCGCGAGAAGAGGGCUAGAGAUAAAUUUUGGAGCGAGCAAGAAGGGCAAGGCGACUCGCAGACGGCACAUAACCCUGGCUCAGAGGUGCCCUGA